UGACAUGAGACUCCAGACCAUAGAUACUCCAGACAGAACAAUUUAAUUUGUCUAACCUUUAAAUAUUUAUACGCCUAACCUAACAAAUGUCUCUAAAUUAAAAAAAUAAUGUUUAUUCCAUUUUUUGGAACAAAAAUUACAAAUGGUAUACACUUUAUUCUGUUAAAGCGGAGAUGGGCACAUUGGACUAAUUUAGAAGGCAUAAAAGGUAUGAAAAUUACUUUCCUGAAGAGACUAUUACAUGAAGGUGAAACUAAAGAAUACAAACAUUUUGUACCAUUUUUUGAAGUCAUAAAGACAAGGCAAAAGCAGGCCAAACAAAGCAUUUUAGUUCAAGUUCAGUCUAAAAAGUCUUAUAAGGAAUUAGAGACUUAUUGUUCUCAGUAUGGUGCCAUUAAAGAAAUGUUUCAUUAUAAAGCUGGAAAAGAGCCUCUACAUUUUAUUUUGGUGGAAUUUCAAAAGGAAGCAUCUGUAAUGAAAGUUUUAAGGGACUGUGAACAUAUUCAAGAUUCACAAAUUGUUCCUGUUGAAUCAACUUUUUUGUGGUUUAGAGCUUCAAAAAAUAAUUCAGUUAAGAAGCAGACAAGUCAAUUGGUAUUAACAAUUGAAAAUGGGAAUUGUCCUUUAUCUGAAGAAAAUUUAAGGAGUAAAUUACAAGCAUGUGAUAGUAUUUCAGAACAAAUUGAAAUUUUAUAUGAAUCAACAAAGUUAAAUGACUUGGGAGUAAGAUUACGAUUUCUAAGUGCCAGGCAGAUUGAGGUAGCACUUUCUGGUAUAUUUCCAAGUGCUGUGGCUUUCCCGUUUGGUUCUUGUGUUAAUGGUUUCGGUAAAAUGAACUGUGACUUGGAUGUUGUCUUAAGAUUGACUAAGGAUAAAAUUUCAGAUGGUAAUCGAUUAAUCUAUCAUUGUAAAGCAUCUGGAACGUCAGAACGAUUGACAUCUCAAAGGCAUAUGGAAACAAUAGGGGAUUUCAUACAUUUAUUUUUGCCUGGCUGUUCUCAAGUUCGAAAGAUAUUGCAAGCAAGAGUGCCAAUUAUUAAAUAUUAUCAACAGCUCACCGAUGUAGAAUGUGACCUUUCAAUGGGUAAUAUGUCAGGAGUGUAUAUGUCAGAUUUGCUUCACAUUUGGGGUUCUACUGAUGCAAGAGUGAGGCCUUUAGUUUUUGUAGUCAGGAAAUGGGCUGAAGAAGUGGGCCUCACUAACAAUUUUCCUGGCAGAUGGAUAACGAAUUUUUCGUUAACUCUAAUGGUACUAGCUUUUUUACAGAAACCCAAGAAUUCUCCACCUAUUUUACCGUCACUUAAUACUUUAGUUAAACUAGCGGGAUCAAACGACAAAUAUAUUACAGAAGAUGGUACCGACUGUUCUUUUUUACGUGAUAUCAGAAAACUUAAAUUCAAAGCAGAAAAUAAUGAGGAUUUGGAGUCACUGCUGAUACAAUUUUUUGAAUAUUAUUCGACAUUCGAGUUCGACAAAAAAGCUAUUUGCUUAAAUCAAGCUACGCCAAUUACCAAACCUGAGCACAAUUCGUUAUACAUAGUAAACCCAUUGGAAAGAGGUCUUAAUGUUAGUAAGAAUGUGAGCCCAGAAGAAUUAGAACGAUUGAGAUUGGAAAUGCGGAAUGCUUUGUGGGCAAUUCAGUUAAAGGAGAAAAAGGCAGAUGGUUGGGGUAUCUUAUCCCUCUUUGAAAACAGAGGAAGGCAAUUUCCGUCGAUACUAAGUAAUAUUCCUGUUAAAUCACAUCAUACAAGGUUGAUGGAGAUCAGCAAACUUUUUGAAGAGGAACAUUUAGAUAUGGUACCAAAAGAAACUGAGUCUUUAAGGACAGAUAAUAGAACUGAAAUAGAAGGGUUUACUGCAACUAAAAUACGACAAGUGAAAACUACAACGACUGAAAAUGAAACAGACAGUAAUACAAACCAUGUACUAGUUCAUGUGAAUCAUAAAACGGGAAGUUAAUGAAUGCAAUUUGUAGAAAAGUGUGAAUAUGUAUAUCACUAUUAUUCCUAAGUAAAAAAUGUGCUAUUUUACACCCAAAAUCUUGUUUUUUUUUACGUUAUACAAUAAAACUGAUAAAUUUUGCAAAAACAAUAGUACAUUACUUUUGAAAAAGAACAUCCCAGUUUUUAAUGAACCAGACAAACUGGAGUUUAUUGUUUGCUAUUAACUUUUGAAAAUUAUACUUAUCAUUACAUUAUAUAAAUGCUAUUAAUCUUUAACUAAUAAAAUUCAU
Molecule: messenger RNA, 2233 nt
Organism: Agrilus planipennis (emerald ash borer)
Lineage: Eukaryota; Metazoa; Arthropoda; Insecta; Coleoptera; Buprestidae
Gene: MTPAP
Product: poly(A) RNA polymerase, mitochondrial
Exons: 7
Coding region: 109-1959 (616 amino acids)
Biological process (GO): mitochondrial mRNA polyadenylation
Molecular function (GO): poly(A) RNA polymerase activity
Source: RefSeq, a predicted model, not a curated record